UUGGCAUAUUGCAACUCUCAGGCCUCAAGGCAGGAUGGUCCCAUGAAUCGGCAUCUCAAUCCCUAUGCAGUAUGCACCGUUGCGCAUUACGUUGCAGCUUCUAGAACAUUGUGUCUGUUUUUUCUCUGUGCCCGCGCGCGCCGCUAAGACGCGAGAGCUUGUUCACCGGCGGCAUGGGCAACACAGGGCCGCCGAGGACGACGUCGUGGUGCAGCCACUGCGGCGCGGGCCUCGUGGCGCCGCCCGGCGGGUCGAGCUCCAGCGUCCGGUGCGCGCUCUGCCACCGGGUGACGCGCAUCGAGCGGCACCGCAGCGUGGGCAACGCGGUGGUGCUGGCGCCCCCGUCGCCCCCGCGGACGCUGGUCCCCGUCAGGCGCGAGCUGCCGGCCGGCUACCCCGUGGCCCGCGGCAAGAAGCGCGCUGUCCUCGUCGGCGUCAGCUACACGGGCACCGACUACGAGCUCAGGGGCACGGUCAACGACGUGGACUCCAUGAAGAGCCUUCUCUGCGGCAAGUUCGGCUUCCCGAGCGACUGCAUCCUCGUCCUCACCGAAAAGAAGAGCGAUGACCCGUACAUGGUGCCGACGAAGGAGAACCUGCUCCUCGCCAUGCGGUGGCUGGUGGAGGACUGCGACGCCGGCGACUCGCUCGUGUUCCACUUCUCCGGCCACGGCGUGCAGAAGCUGGACACGAACGGCGACGAGGUUGACGGCUACAACGAGGCGCUCUGCCCGCUGGACUUUGAGGAGAAGGGCAAGAUCCUGGACGACGAGAUCAACGAAACCAUCGUCCGCCCGCUCCGCCCCGGCGUCAAGCUCCACGCCAUCAUCGACACCUGCCACAGCGGCACCAUCCUCGACCUCCGCUACCUCUGCCGCCUCUCCAGAACCGGGUACUGGCAGUGGGAGAACCACAACCGUCAGCCCCAGAAGCCGAAAGGCACUAGCGGCGGCCUCGCCAUCUCCAUCAGCGGCUGCAAAGACGACCAGAAGUCUGCAGAUUCCAGUGGGUUCCCCGAGUCCGCUGAGAUCGGCGCCAUGACGGACAGCUUCAUCAAGGCGGUGCAGUCGGAGCCAGGGACGACCUACGGGCGGCUGCUGGGCGCGAUGAGAGGGACGAUACGCGACGGCCAGGGAAUGGGCCGCCGCCUCCUCCCCGGCCGGGUCGGCUCCUUCGUCCGCAAGAUGGUCACCUCCAGCAGCGUGCAGGAGCCUCAGCUCUGCUCCUCCGAGGUGUUCGACAUCUACCGCAAGCCCUUUCUCCUCUGAUUCGCGUCGUGCCUCAUAGACGUUGUUGUUUGCGUGCUGCUGCUUGAGAGUUCCUGUUAACAUUGACCGGCUGUGUUCUUCAGAGUGAUUUGAUUUGCUUGUGUUACUAAUAUACUGCAACACAGGACAUGGCAAGGGCCUAUGCGAUGCUUAUGUAAACGCAAUAUACUGCAGUAAAAUUAUACGUGUUCGUGUCA
Molecule: messenger RNA, 1465 nt
Organism: Lolium perenne
Lineage: Eukaryota; Viridiplantae; Streptophyta; Magnoliopsida; Poales; Poaceae
Product: metacaspase-1
Biological process (GO): proteolysis
Cellular component (GO): cytoplasm
Molecular function (GO): cysteine-type endopeptidase activity
Source: RefSeq, a predicted model, not a curated record